UCGACUGCGCAAUCCUUGGAGGCCCAGAGCUUGAUUCGAACCCUUUUGUUGGGGAUUGUGAAAUUUUUCAUCUUUUCUGUGGCUCAGUCAAGAUUGAUUUUAUUCAAGACCCAUGCCGAGCUAAUUCUUUCCACACUUGGUGUUCCUUCUGUUUUUAUAAUUGGUUCCUCAAAUUCUCUACCAUUACCCUUCAAGUUUUCUAAUUUUCUGAAAAAAGGGAAAGUGGAAAAGAACGCUGAGUGCGAUAGCCACUGACGGUUUCUUUCUUUUUCUUCCUACCUUCGCUUCACGAUAAAGCUUCUGGAAGAGGAAUUUUGGGUGAAUUACCCGAAACCGAGCCUAGGAAGGCCAGAGCUCUGUAACAGACUCUCUGGUUCGGAAUUUUGGACACCCAUUUGGGUUAACUGUGCAAUCAUGCAUCCUGAUGAUCAACAGCAGCAGCCGUUGAUAGAGGAGGAAGAAGAAGAAACUGCUUACGACUUGACGGAGAAGGUUGUGGUAAUUGGGAUUGAUGAAACGGAGUCUGAUUCGGAUGUGGGUUUGCUUCCGUUUUCAUGGAGGAAGCUGUGGCUGUUCACAGGGCCUGGGUUUUUAAUGAGUAUAGCGUUUUUAGAUCCUGGGAAUUUGGAGUCCAAUCUUCAGGCUGGUGCUACAGCUGGAUAUUCUUUGUUGUGGCUUCUGUUGUGGGCUACGGCCAUGGGGCUUUUGAUCCAGUUGCUUUCAGCUAGGCUUGGCGUUGCCACUGGAAGGCACUUGGCUGAGCUUUGUAGAGAAGAGUACCCAACUUGGGCGAGGAUUGUGCUGUGGGUCAUGGCGGAGUUUGCCCUCAUUGGGGCUGAUAUACAGGAAGUCAUUGGGAGUGCUAUUGCUAUUAAGAUUCUGAGUAAUGGAGCUUUGCCUCUCUGGGCUGGAGUUACCAUCACUGCUUUAGAUUGUUUUAUCUUCCUCUUUCUUGAGAACUAUGGUGUGAGGAAACUGGAGGCUGUUUUUGCUGUUCUUAUUGCUACAAUGGCACUCUCAUUUGCUUGGAUGUUUGGUGAUACUAAGCCUGAUGGGAAGGAGCUUCUAUUGGGUAUUUUGAUUCCAAAACUUAGCUCCAAGACAAUUAAACAGGCCGUUGCUGUUGUGGGGUGUAUCAUUAUGCCUCAUAAUGUAUUUUUGCACUCUGCUCUUGUGCAGUCUCGGGAUGUUGAUCCAAGUAAGAAAGGGAGAGUCCAAGAAGCUCUGAGAUACUACUCCAUUGAGUCCACUCUUGCGCUUCUUGUCUCCUUCAUCAUCAACUUGUUUGUUACAACUGUAUUUGCCAAAGCUUUCUACGGCACAGACAUAGCAAAUAGCAUUGGACUUGUAAAUGCAGGCCAAUAUCUUCAAGAUAAGUAUGGUGGAGGGCUUUUCCCCAUUUUGUACAUCUGGGCUAUUGGUUUAUUAGCUGCUGGCCAAAGUAGCACCAUCACUGGUACCUAUGCAGGACAGUUUAUAAUGAGUGGAUUCCUGAACUUGAAGUUGAAAAAAUGGCUAAGAGCUUUGAUAACUCGAAGCUUUGCAAUCGUGCCCACUAUGAUUGUUGCUCUUGUAUUCGAAACUUCUGACUCCAUGGUGGAUGUUCUGAAUGAAUGGCUUAACGUCCUCCAGUCAAUUCAGAUUCCCUUUGCUCUGAUUCCUCUUCUCUGUUUGGCUUCAAAGGAACAUCUAAUGGGUACUUUUAGAAUUGGCCCCGUUUUAAAGACAACCUCUUGGCUGGUGGCAGUCUUGGUCAUGGCCAUCAAUGGGUAUCUUCUGGUGAGCUUCUUCUCAUCGGAAGUGAAUGGAGUGGUCGUUGCCAUUUUUGUGUUUGUCUUCAUCGCUGCAUAUCUUGCCUUUGUUGUUUACCUCGUCUAUCGAAGUAUUUCAUUUACAAGUUGGCACAACUUCAUUAACCGGAAGACUUACGUGGGCAAUGGAAACUGAGUGAUCAUCUUCAACUUUGACUCUGACUUGUUUUAGAUUACAGAUUGAUGAUUGUCAAAUAAUUGCCUCAUCCUCCAGCAUUCGUUAAAAUGCUGUUGGAGAACACUUCCCAGAAGUAAUAUACCGGUCAGUUCAAGAUGUAUGAGUUGUGAUUUGACGAAAAGCUGUUUCGUGUAUUUUGUAUCAUAGUUGUUCAUUUUUCUGUUUUCAUACAGUCAAAUGAAAAAGCAGAUUGUAGGCUAUGGUGCGGCCUUAAAUAUGGUGGUGAUUUAAGUCUUUAUGUAGUUUUAGUAGUCAUAGGUUAGGAUAUAUUUGUCAUUCAGAGUGUUAUAAAUUUGCUUGGUACAGUAAAUCGAAUUUACUAAUCACUCGAUCUAAUACUGAAAUGGGAUCUUAAAUGAUUAAGCUCCUGUUUGGCAUUGAUUUUGUUUCUA
Messenger RNA from Cucumis sativus (cucumber), 2381 nucleotides. RefSeq names its product metal transporter Nramp3. Gene Ontology annotation, cellular component: vacuolar membrane. Gene Ontology annotation, molecular function: manganese ion transmembrane transporter activity; cadmium ion transmembrane transporter activity. NCBI's taxonomy places the organism in Eukaryota, Viridiplantae, Streptophyta, Magnoliopsida, Cucurbitales, Cucurbitaceae. The coding region runs from base 415 to 1947 and encodes 510 amino acids. The transcript has 4 exons. Gene Ontology annotation, biological process: positive regulation of reactive oxygen species metabolic process; metal ion transport; defense response to bacterium. The record is from RefSeq and is a predicted model, not a curated record.